AUGGUGGCCGCUGGUCCCGGCUUCUACUGGGCGAGAAACCAGCUGCCAAUUCUCCCAGGAGCCGGCUCCGAUUUCGGGUAUCGCCCGUUGCGCAAAACCACGCAGGAAGGGUACAACUUUGCACACAAGACCGUCUGGCUUUUUGCCAGUCGCUGGAAUCAUGAAUGCGAAAUCCAUUUUGCACGCUUCUGUGAAGGGAAAGGAGCUGUGGUUGAAGCAGUGCAUCGAUUGGAUCUCAUUCUUGGAAACAAGGCAGCUUAUCAAGAAGUAUUUAAGCCAGAGAACAUCAGCCUGAGAAACAAGCUCCGCGAACUGUGUGUGAAGCUGAUGUUCCUGCACCCUGUUGACUAUGGGAGGAAAGCGGAGGAACUGCUGUGGCGGAAAGUUUACUAUGAAGUCAUUCAGCUGAUCAAAACAAAUAAAAAGCGCUAUUGCCACCCUUCUCCCACAGGUUGCAAGAAGCCAGUCUCUGCAUCAGAGAAGGAGAUGGACUGGGCUCAGAUCGCCUGCCACCGAUGUCUGGUCUACCUGGGGGAUUUAGCUCGAUAUCAGAAUGAAUUGGCAGGCGUAGACACAGAAUUGCUGGCUGAAAGGUUCUACUAUCAAGCGCUCUCUGUCGCCCCACAAAUUGGGAUGCCUUUUAACCAACUUGGGACCCUGGCUGGGAGUAAAUACUACAAUGUAGAAGCUACCUAUUGCUACUUGCGCUGCAUCCAGUCGGAAGUGUCCUUCGAAGGCGCCUACGGGAACCUCAAGCGCCUCUACGACAAGGCGGCCAAAAUGUAUCACCAGCUGAAGAAAAGCGAGAACCGGAAGUUGUCCUCAAGCAAAAAAAGGUGCAAAGACAUUAAAAGGUUACUCGUCAGCUUCAUGUAUUUACAGAGCCUCUUUCAGCCAAAGAAGGGCCCCGAGGCCCAGGAGACGGCAAACUCAGUCGAGAGAGAAACGGAGGCUGACCCGGCCGGCCACCGGGCCCCGGGGGAGCCACGGCAGAACGACAGCCAAAAGGGCAAGAAGUACUCCCGCCUCUCUUGCCUGCGCCGUCGCCGCCGGGCCCAGAAGCUGGACGAGAGCGACCUGAGCGAGGGCUUCGACUCGGAUUCCAGCCCGGAGUCCACCAAAGCCAGUGGCGCUUCGGAGACAGGCUCCGAGAAGAGCGAUGAGGAAGCCGAGGCGGCCUUUGACAUGGAGACCGAUUCCGACAUGAACAGCCAGGAGUCCCGCUCGGAUCUGGAGGACAUGGAGGAGGAGGAGGCUGAGGCAGAGACCAAAGGGGGAGGCGGGGGCGGCCAGCCUCCAGGUGUCAAGAACGGGACCAGGGGAGUCCCGGAAUUUGUGGCAAGCGAAGGGGGUCGGCCGCAGGACUUGAAGACUCCCGGCCUGCCCAAGAUUGACCCUCCGGAGCCUGUGGCCAAUGGGCCAGGCUCCUUGGGCGGCAGCGAGGCCAGCAUCGCCAGCAACCUGCAGGCCAUGUCCACGCAGCUCUUCCAGACCAAGCGGUGCUUCCGGCUGGCCCCCACCUUCAGCAACGUCCUUCUCAAGCCGGGCUGUGGGCCACCCGCCCCGAAGGAGGCGGCAGGAGAUGGCAAGCCGUGCGUCAAUGGGGACGUGGAGAGGUCCAUUGCACCUGAGCCAGACGAUGUUUCCGAGUCGGAAGAGAGCAUCUCCAGCAGCCGAUCCUGCCGGAACGAGCGCUCGCUCCAAGAGAAGCUGGAAAUUAUAAGUGGCGAAGGGUUGCUGCCGACGGUCAAGGUGUUCCUGGACUGGCUGAGGACAAACACCGACCUCAUCAUCAUGUGCGCGCAGAGUUCCCAGAGUUUAUGGAAUCGGCUUUCGGUCCUCCUGAACCUGCUUCCUUCAAUGGCAGAUCUGCAAGAUUCAGGUAACCCUUGUGUGAAAUUCUCUUUUUCUUCUUUCAUUAUUUCUCUCCCCCACCCUCCCCUCUGAAUAUGUAUGUGAGAAAAAUAUCCCAGAUAUAUUUUCUACAUAUCAAAAAAAUGGCCAAGGAGACUAUGAUCAAAAAGCAUCUAGUUUAUUACACUUGCGCAAGUGGAUUCCCACACAAAUGAGAAUAACUUACAAGGUACAUAGGCGCACCUUAUAUGUUCUGACCCCCACCUUGUUCGUUCAGAAACGACAGCCACACACAGCUUGCAAAG
Thamnophis sirtalis is the source of this 2159-nucleotide messenger RNA. The record is from RefSeq and is a predicted model, not a curated record. Lineage: Eukaryota; Metazoa; Chordata; Lepidosauria; Squamata; Natricidae.